CCACACCUUACUUUCUUUGCUUACAAUACAUACAUUUUUAUUUUAUUCAUUAAAAAGUAGAUGGUUUUAACAAUACCCAGUAUUUAAAAUCUCAAGUUACAGGGAUCUCAGUAGUGAAAUCUGCUAGGGAAUAAAGGCUUCUCUUCUGCAACAAGAAUCCUUUUUUUCUUCUUCUUUUUCUUUUUCAUGGCUUUCUUGAUCUUUAGCCUUAAAAAAUAAAGAAGCACAUGAAAUAACUGGGAAACACUAAUGAGUUGUUGAUUAUUUAUUAGUGUUUCCUUUUAAUGUUAAAGGGUUAAAGGAGUGAGUGGUCCUUUCAUUUUGUGGUAUUUACAGGUCACUUGUGUGUUUCGUUCAAUGACCAGUAGCUACAAGGUUCUUUUGUAGUACCCUUGCCACUUUAUUAUAUUGUCUCUGCCUGUACAUGAAAACUGUAGUGUCAGUAGGAAUUGUUGUUUCCUUGUUGACAUGUGUGUUGAUGUAUGGCUGUUAACGUUUCUUGGAUUUUGCUCAAGUAGGUGAAUACUUGGGUACUUCUAUUUUAGUGUUGCUUUUGUUUGAGGAUUGGAAGUUUAUGAGUGGGUUAUUGACUCUGGUGAAAGUGUGAAAUGCAAGUAAAUAUUCAUAAUCUGAACUGGUUUUUGAUGCAUUCUUGAAGAUUUUGUCACAUUUGUGGAGGCUUCCUUUGGAGUUGGAGAAGAAACAUGGGAGUUGGGCUAAAAUUUGUGGGUCUGGAUUUGCUAUCUUAUAUUCUUGCUGAUAUUUGGAGGAAAAGAAUAACCAGUUUUUCAAAGAUUACUUGCUCAAAAUAGAACCUGGUUUCAUUAAGUCUAUAGAGGUUGCAGUGCUUUCUCUUUGCACAAUUGCUUCAAAAGUACUUGGCAUUCUUCUAUAUUUUGCUGCUGGUCUGCCAUUUCUAUUUAUACAAUCAAUGGCAAAGUCAUUCCAGUAUUCUGCAAUCUUAGUUUUCAUCACUGUACUGGUGUCGGUCAAUCAUUCAGAGCAACUGCAGUCCUCCCAGGGUGAGACCCUUCUAAGAAUUCAGCGGAUUUUGAACUAUCCGUCAAUUCUGAACAGUUGGAAUAGCACUACUGAUUUCUGCAAUACAGACCCAAAUCCUUCUUUAACUGUAGUUUGCUAUGAGGAUAGCAUUACACAGCUGCAUAUCAUUGGCAACAAGGGAGCACCACUUUUGCCAAGGAACUUUUCAAUCGAGUCAUUUGUGACCACAUUAGUAAGUCUUCCAAAUUUGAAAGUCUUGACAUUGGUUUCUCUUGGUUUAUGGGGUCCAUUGCCUGGUAAAAUUGCUCGUUUGCCAUCACUGGAAAUGCUUAACAUGAGUUCCAAUUUCUUAUAUGAUGCCAUCCCUGAAGAUCUUUCAUCACUAGGUAGCCUCCAGACACUCGUACUUGAUGACAAUAUGGUUUCUGGUGAGUUGCCAAAUUGGCUGGAUUCAUUUCCCCUUUUAACUGUCCUAAGUUUGAAAAAAAAUAUGUUCAACGGGUCAUUGCCGAAUUCAUUGAGUAAUUUGGCAAAUCUCAGAGUUCUUGCACUUUCACAUAACUACUUCUACGGAGAAGUUCCGGAUUUAAGCAGUUUGACAAAUCUUCAAGUGCUGGAUUUGGAAGAUAAUGCUUUCGGACCCCAAUUUCCCCAGCUUGGAAACAAGUUGGUUACUCUUACACUGAGCAAGAACAAGUUCAGGGAUGGCAUUCCUGCUGAGGUUAGCUCCUAUUAUCACCUCCGACAGCUGGAUCUCUCAAAGAAUAAGUUUGUGGGACCAUUUCCUCCAUUGUUGUUAUCAUUGCUUUCCAUAACUUAUAUAAACGUCGCAGACAACAAGUUAACAGGAAUGCUUUUUGAGAAUCAAUCUUGCAGCGCUGAUCUUGAAUUUGUAGAUUUGUCCUCAAAUCUUAUAACUGGACACUUGCCCAAGUGCCUUCAGUCUGAUUCCAGGGAAAAAGUCCUGUAUGCUGGGAACUGUCUAGCAAUUGAGAAGCAAAACCAGAAUCCGAUUUCCUUUUGUCGUAAUGAAGCAUUGGCUGUCGGAAUUCUUACCCAGCAUAAGAAAACGAGACAUGCUUCUAAGGUUAUUACACUGGGUGUAAUUGGAGGGGUUGCUGGUGGGAUUGCAGCUGUUGGUUUGAUUUUCUUGAUUGUUAGAAAGGUCUACGCCAGGAAGGCAAUCAAGAGACCGACUACAAGACUCAUUGCAGAGAAUGCAUCGACUGGGUACCCCUCGAAAUUGCUUUCUGAUGCAAGGUAUGUAUCUCAAACAAUGAAGCUAGGAGCCCUUGGUAUUCCAGCUUAUCGCACCUUUUCACUGGAGGAGCUUGAGGAGGCUACAAACAACUUUGACACAUCUGCUUUCAUAGGUGAAGGCUCUCAAGGACAGAUGUACCGAGGUCGGCUUAAGAAUGGUUCUUAUGUAGCCAUUAGAUGCCUAAAAAUGAAAAGAAGCUACAGCACCCAAAACUUUAUGCACCAUAUAGAGCUGAUUUCGAAACUCAGACAUCGACAUUUGAUCAGUGCUCUUGGACACUGCUUUGAAUGCUACUUGGAUGAUUCAAGUGUCAGCAGAAUAUUUCUUGUCUUUGAAUAUGUACCAAAUGGCACACUAAGGAGCUGGAUCUCAGAAAAACGUAGCAGACAAACACUUAAUUGGGCUCAACGGAUAGCAGCUGCAAUAGGAGUAGCAAAGGGCAUUCAGUUCUUGCAUACAGGCAUACUGCCAGGUGUAUACUCUAAGAAUCUGAAAAUAACAGAUGUUUUGCUAGAUCAGAACCUUGUUGCGAAAAUUUGCAGUUAUAACCUGCCCCUAUUAGCAGAGAACGCAGGAAAGAUUGGCCAUGGAGUUUCUUCUGGUGGGUCCACAGAUCCUAUCACUGUUGCAAGGAAAGAUGAAGAAGAGAAAGUUGAUGUUUAUGAUUUUGGAGUAAUAUUACUUGAAAUCAUUGUGGGUAGUCCACUGAACUCCAUGAACGAAGUGGAUGUUCUAAAAGAUCGGUUACAAGCAAGCAUCAUUAGUGAUGAAGCUGCUCGAAGGAGCAUGGUUGAUCCAGCUGUUAAAAGGAAAUGUUCAGAUCAAUCAUUGAAGACAAUGAUGGAGGUUUGCGUCAGGUGUCUGCUUAAGAACCCAGCAGAUAGACCUUCAGUCGAGGAUGUACUGUGGAACUUGCAGUUUGCUGCUCAGGUUCAGGAUGGAUGGCGGGGAGACUCCAGCGAAGGCUCUCCAAUCUCACCUUCAAAUCCUCCAGACUUGCACCUUACUGUACAGUAGCAGCAAUGUGCAGGAAAUGGCCAUCACUGAAGUAACAGGGGAAGCAACAUAACUGAAAAUGACAACUUCUACGGAGUCUUUUUGACUUGGCACUUGGCAAUCUAUACAUCCUUCUUCACACGAGAGAGCAUCACUCUAAAUGAUUUCUUCACCCACUUCGCGGUUGAGGCUUAAAUUGUCUAUACCAAUUUUCCAAGAAAGAAAAACUGUAAGCUGUCCUCAAAUAGCUGCUUCUCUGAUAGGUAUAAAUGGGCAUCGCGUCAUGUAUCUACACAAGCUCUUCCUUUAUACUGUAUACUUUAUAACCUACAUUUUCAUAUCACAGUUUGCACCCAGAAAUGACAUAUUUUUGCAACAAA
Messenger RNA from Ricinus communis (castor bean), 3639 nucleotides. RefSeq names its product probable inactive leucine-rich repeat receptor-like protein kinase At3g03770. Gene Ontology annotation, biological process: protein phosphorylation. NCBI's taxonomy places the organism in Eukaryota, Viridiplantae, Streptophyta, Magnoliopsida, Malpighiales, Euphorbiaceae. The transcript has 10 exons. The coding region runs from base 932 to 3280 and encodes 782 amino acids. Gene Ontology annotation, molecular function: protein kinase activity; protein binding; ATP binding. The record is from RefSeq and is a predicted model, not a curated record.